CUGGGAGGUAAGGUACCCCGCCAAAUAUCUCCUGUGCUGCUUCUGUAGCCAACUGCCCACCUAACCAAACGCCUAUAAAUAAGAGGCCCUUUCGGCUGUCAAAUCAAAUUCCCAUCACACUCCAGAGCCUUCUACUUCUACCUACUUCCUUCUCCAUCUCCUUCAUACCGGACAACCAUUCGAACCGACACAACUUCCCAAUAGUCAUUCCAUCCCAAGCAGCAAACACCGCUUCACAUCACCAACCAGCAAUAUGCAAAACUCCCCUAGUAUGUCUGUGCCCGCAGAGAAAAGUCUUAUCCGUCGAGCCAGCGGGCUUCUGUCCAACAUCGCCAGCCCAUUCGCAAACCACCGGGCUUCCUUCUUACUCGACACCAGUGAUCCUAUCUCAAACGCAUCUGAGGAUUCAGACUCCGAUGAAGUCAUGAUGGGAAACGGAUGGUCAACUCGAGGCAAACGUGAAAAAACUACGACCGCCAACUCCCAAAUCCUUGUGGAAACUUUCCGUGAGGUCCACACCUCUCCGGAGCAGAACUCCCCCAGGAAAGAUAUCCGAAUCGUGACCAAUCAGAGCGCUCUGAUGGCCAACACGAAAAGCGCGGCGACUGGACAAUCCUUACUCAAACCACAUUCAUACCACUACCAAAAGACCAGCUCGAGCACAAACUCCUCCAGUCAAGGUUACAGAGUGGCCAGUCAGCGUCUUUCUUACUCCAGCCGCAGCAUGGAGCAACUCAUCAUGUGCGAAGAUAUCAAGAGCAUCGUGGAAUCUUCAGAUUUCCAAGCAGCUUUCAACGGUCAACUUAACCUGAGUCCGAUUUUGGAUGAGCCAAAUUCUCCAGAAAGCGAUGCAGACGUCACCUACCUCUUCUCACCCAGACAAAGGGCCAAGUCACUGCAGCCUUACGCAGCUUCCUCGAAGAUGGAAAGAGGGAUUGAAACAACUUCUUCAAUUGGCUACCACUUGGAGUCAUCACAGGGACAAGGACAAUCCCCAUACUGGGAGGCUCCGGAAAACAACAGGUUUUCAAAGGAGGAUUACUCCUCCUGGAUCAGAUUUGAAAAGCCUAUCGACCUCCUCAGUCCCACACCUUCUUCCGAAAUGGCCUCGCCGUCUUUCCUGAACACCUACAACUUUGGAAAGCAAUCAGAGCACCCUCAAGGGGAGAUCGAGUCGUGUUCGAUGACUAGAGAAGAAACUCAAAGCUACUUUGGCGACUCGCCCAUCGAAGCACCGUUCUGCAUGUACACCCAUUCUGAUUUGGGCAACUCCAGUCAAAACUUUGGGGCCCUAUCAUCAGCCGGACUCUUCAUCCCACCCUCCAACCUCAACUCCCUCUCUCCUUCAUUGAGAGUCCCCAAAGCUGAAGACCAUCCUCGUUCAGGCCACCAGUCCCUCCGCAAAAAGAUCUCUCAGAGCUUCAAGGACACCUUCGGGAGACCUGCUCAAAAGUCUUGAGCGUCUACAUUCU
Messenger RNA from Puccinia graminis f. sp. tritici CRL 75-36-700-3, 1472 nucleotides. RefSeq lists its product as uncharacterized. NCBI's taxonomy places the organism in Eukaryota, Fungi, Basidiomycota, Pucciniomycetes, Pucciniales, Pucciniaceae. The transcript has 3 exons. The record is from RefSeq and is a predicted model, not a curated record. Bases 254 to 1459 code for a protein of 401 amino acids.